This is a messenger RNA of Lolium perenne, 1569 nucleotides long. Its product is annotated as indole-3-pyruvate monooxygenase YUCCA1. Gene Ontology annotation, molecular function: flavin adenine dinucleotide binding; NADP binding; N,N-dimethylaniline monooxygenase activity. Lineage: Eukaryota; Viridiplantae; Streptophyta; Magnoliopsida; Poales; Poaceae. The record is from RefSeq and is a predicted model, not a curated record.
GUCUAGGUGUAGCUUCGGCUAUGUGCCUUGAUACCCAGUACUACGAGCUCACACUUGAGAGUUGAGACCGGCAUCAAAGAUCUCUCGCCAUGCCACUACUCUCGCACGGCGACUUGCAGCUUGACGGCGAGCCCUCCGCCGCCCUACACGACGAUGUGGCGCCGAGGCGGGUGUGGGUGCCCGGGCCGGUGAUCGUCGGCGCCGGGCCGUCGGGGCUCGCCACGGCGGCGUGCCUCAAGGCGCGUGGGGUGCCGUCGCUGGUGCUGGAGCGGGACGCGUGCGUGGCCGCGUCGUGGCGGCACCGCACGUACGAGCGGAUGCGGCUGCACCUGCCGCGCUGCUUCUGCGAGCUCCCGCUGGUGCCCUUCCCCGCCGGUACGCCUCCGUACCCGACCAGGGACCAGUUCAUCGCCUACCUCGACGCCUACGCGCGCGCCUUCGCCGUCGAGCCGCUCCUCGGCGCGCGGGUCCGGGCCGCCGCCUACGACUCCGCCAUAGGCUUCUGGAGGGUCACCGUCGACGUCGACGGUGAAGGCGCUGUGGCAACGACGACGGAGUUCGUGUCCCGCUGGCUGGUGGUGGCCACCGGCGAGAAUGCCGAGCCGGUGUGGCCAGAGGGCGUUGAGGGGAUGGACGUGUACCGUGGCGCGGUGAUGCACACCAGCACCUACAAGAGAGGGGACGAGUUCGCGGGGAAGAAGGUCCUCGUCGUAGGAUGCGGCAAUUCCGGCAUGGAGGUCAGCCUGGACCUAUGCAACAAUGGCGCCAAGGCAUCCAUGGUCGUCAGGGACAAGCUUCAUGUGUUGCCUCGAGAUAUACUGGGCAUCUCAACAUUUGGCCUCUCUGUAUUCCUUCUCAAGUGGUUUCCGAUUGAAUGGGUAGAUGCCUUAUUCCUCUUUUGCUCAAGGUUGAUACUUGGAGACACCGCAAAAUAUGGUCUCCAACGGCCUAAGAUCGGCCCGCUCCAAAUAAAGAAAUCAACCGGCAAAACCCCUGUGCUUGAUAUAGGAGCUCUGAGAAAGAUUAGGGACGGUGAAAUAAAGGUGGUCCCGGCGAUCAACCGGUUCACUGAGGGUGGUGUUGAAUUCGCUGACGGAUGUAAGGAGGAUUUCGAUGCGGUCAUACUCGCCACCGGGUACAAAAGCAACGUGCCAUCAUGGCUCAAGGAGGAUGAAUUCUUCAGUGAGAGUGAUGGGUUCCCCAGGAAGGCAUUCCCGCACAGCUGGAGGGGCAAGAAUGGCCUCUACGCCACCGGCUUUACAAGGAGGGGUCUCAUGGGUUCCUCCUACGAUGCCUCGAGAAUCGCCGCCGACAUCGCCAACCAAUGGAGCGAGGCCCUUGCUAGGAAUAUCGUCGCUCACAACGAUGCUUGAACAAUAGUACUCUUAUGCUCUAAUUUCACCUGCUUGAAAUGUUCCGUGUUUUUGAGCAAUGCCUCCGUUGGUGUAUAUAUCUAUCUCCAGCUAUCUAAUGUGUCCGCAUAGAAAGAUAUUAUAGAGAUAUAUGUAUGGAAUAAUUAGUGAGAAGCAAGGUGGGGUAAUGCAGUAUAUCGCAAAUAUUCCUUUUCCA